Plasmodium adleri (nom. inval.) is the source of this 1284-nucleotide messenger RNA. RefSeq names its product merozoite surface protein. The coding region runs from base 1 to 1284 and encodes 427 amino acids. NCBI's taxonomy places the organism in Eukaryota, Apicomplexa, Aconoidasida, Haemosporida, Plasmodiidae. The transcript has a single exon. The record is from RefSeq and is a predicted model, not a curated record.
AUGAAGAAAAUCGUGAAUAUAAUAUUUUAUAUCUUAUAUUUAUACAUAUAUAAAAGAAACUUAGUAGAAAACAAAACUGUAAAUAAAUCUAAUCUAAGAAAGGGAUUAUCAACUAAUAAUUCAGAAAAUGGCAUAAAAAAUAUAAAGGAUGAAGAUGAACAUAUUAAUAUUGUAGGAGAUGAUUUUUCAGCAUUUUCUUAUGGUGGUUAUCCUAUUUAUGAAACUUCAGGAAAUGUAGGAACUCAGGUUGAAACUGUAAGAGCUAUUGAUGGCGGAAAUGAUAUUUCAAUGGAUUCUAAACCUAAGGACAAUAAAAUUAGUACUGAAUCAGGAUUAGGCGAAAUGACUAUUGGAUUGGUCAGUGAAUCUGCUAGCAGUUUAGAAAAUGGUGAAAAUAAAAAAGAAAAUAUAAAAAAGGAAAAGCUUGGUACUGAAAAGGAAGGUUCUUUAGAUAGUCAUGAUAGUUCUCAGGAAAAAUUAAUGCCUAACAAUAAUUCUAAAUGGUCUGAUUUUCUUAAAAAUAUCGUAACGUUUGGUGGUUUUGGUCCCAUUGUGGUUCAUGAUGUUAGUGAUACACUUUCAGAUAUAUCUAAAGAUAAAGUUACUCAAAAGACAGCUAAAGAUAUUGGUAGUACUUUACUUGACUUUUUUUUACCAUUACCAACUCAGAACUCUAAUACACAUGAGAAGAUAAAUGAUAAUAAAAACGUAUCAUAUAUAGAUUCAAAAACAGGAUCAAAUGCAAAAGGAUCAUCUCCUACAUAUUCUCCUAUUAUGGAUGAUGGCAUAGAAUUUAGUGGUGGUUUAUAUUUUCCUGAGAAAAAGUCGAAUGAAAAAAAUAAAGAAAAAUAUGCUUUAGAAUCAUUAAAUUUAACAUCUUGGGAUAAAGAUGAUAUUGCUAAGGAAAACGAAGAUGUUAAAGAUGAAAAGGAUGAAUAUGAUGAAGAUAAGGAAGAAGAAUUGGAAAAAUACGAAAGCGAAAUUACAAAACAACAAGACGAUAUAUUAGAUGAUGACGAAGUAUUAGAAGAAGAAAUGUUAGAAGAGAAUAAAAAUGAAACAGUAGAUACAGAUGAUUUAAAGAAAGAAAAUAUACAAGAUUCAUUAAAUGAUAAUAAUUAUUUUAGUUUAAUUUAUGAGAACUAUAAGGAUAAUGGUAAAUCAAAAAAAGCUGCACAAACAUUAAUCACAGCAUUGAUAAGUAUAUUAAAUGGAAAAAAUGAAUUAGAUGCUACCAUAAGAGGAUUAAAACAUAGGUUUAUAGAAUUUUUUACAUAUAAUUAA